CGUUGCAGCGGUUUCACCAUUCUUCUGUCCUCCCCAGUCUCCCCUUGCAUAGACCGGCUGCAAGCAGUGUCGCCUCGCAACGAUGCGCCACGUCUCCGCACUGUUUCUGGCCAGUCUGGCCGCGAUUGCUUCGGCCUCCACCACGUGUAGUGCCGACAGCAAGUGCCCUGAGAGCGCGCCGUGCUGCUACAGUGGAGUAUGUGGUGUAGGAAGCUCGUGUCUGGGCUCCUGCGACCCCUUGAUGUCAUACUCUCUUGACUCAUGCACGCCUGAGGCUAUUUGCAAGAAUCAGACCUACAGCUUUAGCAACCUCGACGACAGCGUGGCCUGGGAUCAGUAUCUCGGAAAUGCGUCGCAGUACGAAUGGUCCUGGAGCGGCUACCCCAAGGUCGAGAACAGCAGUCUGAUGCUCACGAUGCCCAACCAGACGACGGGCAGUCUGAUGACGCUGAACCACUACAUCUGGUACGGCAAGGUGUCGGCCAAGAUCAAGAGCAGCCGUGGUGGAGGUGUCAUCACCGGGUUUAUUCUCAUGUCGGACGUGAAGGACGAGAUCGAUUUCGAGUUUGUCGGCUACAACCUGUCGAGUGUCCAGACCGACUUUUACUUCCAGGGAGUUGAGAACUACACCAACGAGGUCAACGCUGCUGUGUCCACCGGCAACACGUACGACACAUGGCACACCUACACGAUCGACUGGUCGCCCGAGAGGCUGGAAUGGCUCGUGGACGGAACGGUGAUGCGCACGCUGACCAAGAACUCGACCUACAACGCGACCUCGGGGAUCUACAUGUACCCGCAGACGCCGUCGCGGCUGCAGAUGUCGCUGUGGCCCAGCGGACUCAGCACUGAGAGCACGGGGACGAUCGAAUGGGGUGGCGGUCUGGUCAACUGGACCAGCGCGGACAUGGAGAAGUACGGCUACUACUACGCCCUGUUCAAGGACAUCACGGUCGAGUGCUACAACCCGCCCGAGGGCACCACCAUUAAGGGCGACGUGUCGUACGUCUACACCAGCGACACGGGUCUGUCGGACCAGAUCCUCGUCUCCGGCAACAGCACCGUCCUCUACAAUCUCGAGGACACGGGUCUCAACAUGACCGCCGGCAAGCAGGAGACCGCAUCCAGCAGUAGCUCCGGCAGUUCCGAGAGCUCGGGCUCCUCCACCAGCACCAGCUUCAGCGCCGGCACCACCACCUCCGGCGCUGCUUCUUCCUCGUACAGCGACCGGGUCAUGCAGGGUUCGGUCCUUGCGGCCGUGGGUGCUGCCUUCUUCUUCAGCCUUUUCUAGAAAAACCCCCACUAGUUAACACUUCACAUCCCCCUCCUUUAUGCUUAUGCUUCAUUCAUCAUGGUGCGGAGCUAAUCCCCACCCCACCCUUGAUUUCUUCCUACACUUUUUACGAUCCUUACAUAUAUAUAUCAUAUUCGAUUCAGGCAUGGCGUGCAUGGCGAUUUUUCAGACGAGCCAAAUAAACUUGUAUUUAUGUUUCUGACAGACUAAUGGUAAUGUCAUUCGAUAGUAUUUCUGCACACAGACGCAGGUGGUGGGUUGGCCGACCGGAUGUUGGGUUGAAAGUUAAGGGCAAAUACCUGUGCCUGGACCGAAGAAGACCUACUAAGACCGCAU
Molecule: messenger RNA, 1630 nt
Organism: Aspergillus saccharolyticus JOP 1030-1
Lineage: Eukaryota; Fungi; Ascomycota; Eurotiomycetes; Eurotiales; Aspergillaceae
Exons: 3
Coding region: 83-1291 (402 amino acids)
Biological process (GO): carbohydrate metabolic process; fungal-type cell wall organization
Cellular component (GO): fungal-type cell wall
Molecular function (GO): hydrolase activity, hydrolyzing O-glycosyl compounds; glycosyltransferase activity
Source: RefSeq, a predicted model, not a curated record